AUGGCUUUUGAAUCCGAAAAAAGAACUGAGUCCCGGUCUUCUGACCCCGAGAGAAUUAUCGAUUCCAAGGAUCCCCUUGCUGCAGCUGGAUUUGAGGAUCCCGACGCUGGAUUAAGUGACGAGGAAAGGGCGGCAAUCGAUCGUAAGCUACUAUGGCAACUUGAUAUCCGCCUUGUACCAUGGCUCAGUCUACUUUAUCUCGUUUCGUUCCUUGAUCGGACAAAUAUCGGCAACGCGAAACUUGUUGGUCUACAAACAGACCUUAAUAUGACGAGUGCCCAAUAUAAUGCAACACUGACUAUAUUUUUCGUCUCGUACUCCGUCUUCGAGCCCGCGACUAAUGUCCUACUCAAGCGAUUGCGGCCGAGUAUAUUUAUCCCACUCAUUAUGAUGGCAUGGGGAAUUUGUAUGACUUGCAUGGGCUUCGUAAAGAACUACCACGGGCUAAUGGCAGUCCGCUGGUUCCUAGGCCUAUCGGAAGCCGGUCUAUUCCCCGGAGUGGGCUAUUUCCUCUCAUGCUGGUAUAAGCGAUCAGAAUUUGGUGUGCGAAUGGCAAUUUUCUUCUCUGCGGCUGCGCUUGCAGGUUCCUUUGGUGGCCUGCUAGCAGCAGCGAUUGCAAAGAUGGACGGCGUGGCCGGUAAACCGGGCUGGUCGUGGAUUUUCAUUUUAGAAGGCCUUCUUACGUUUGUCAUUGGUAUUGCCUCAUUUUGGUGUGUCUAUGAUUUCCCCGAUCAGGCGCGGUUCUUGUCGGACAUCGAUCGGAAACGCGUGCUUAGGAGACUCGCUAUGGAUCAGCAGUCGAGUGCUGAACAUGAGGAGUUCAAGAUGGAGUACUUCUGGUCAAGUCUGAAGGAUUGGAAGACUUAUACUGGAGCUGUGAUUUAUAUGGGGGCUGAUGGGUCACUUUAUGCGUUUUCGCUCUUCGUGCCUACUAUUAUCAGUGAACUAUUACUAAGUGUACCGCCAUAUGCCGCUGCCGCCGUCUUGACUGUGACGGUUGGCUUCAUUGCAGAUCGUACAAGACAGCGUGGUCUCUGCAAUAUUGCCGUCUCGUUCCUUGGUAUGAUAGGAUUCGCUAUGCUAUUGGGCUGUGAGUCUGCCGGCGCCCGCUACGCAGGCACCUUCCUCGGGGCCAUGGGCAUCUACCCAGCCAUUGCAAACACGAUUUCAUGGACUAGUAACAACACCGAAGGUGUAUACAAACGAGGUGUCUCCCUCGGGUUUAUCAUCGGCUGGGGAAAUCUCAACGGCAUUGUUUCAUCCAACAUCUACCGCGAUGAUGAUAAGCCAAGAUACUAUCCCGGUCACGGAGUAGUACUCGGCUACCUGGUCCUGUUCCUCUUUGGUGGAUCCGUGGUGCAGUACCUCUUGUUGCGGCGUGAAAACGGCAAGCGCAGACGCGGCGAACGUGACCACUGGAUCGAGGGCUUGGACCAGAACCAGAUCGAGCUAUUGGGUGAUAAAAGACCGGACUUCAUUUACACUCUGUGA
This is a messenger RNA of Penicillium expansum, 1491 nucleotides long. RefSeq names its product Major facilitator superfamily domain, general substrate transporter. Gene Ontology annotation, cellular component: membrane. The coding region runs from base 1 to 1491 and encodes 496 amino acids. Gene Ontology annotation, molecular function: transmembrane transporter activity. Gene Ontology annotation, biological process: transmembrane transport. The transcript has 6 exons. The record is from RefSeq and is a predicted model, not a curated record. Lineage: Eukaryota; Fungi; Ascomycota; Eurotiomycetes; Eurotiales; Aspergillaceae.